Dromaius novaehollandiae (emu) is the source of this 1185-nucleotide messenger RNA. It is a transcript of the gene C5H11orf16, whose product is annotated as chromosome 5 C11orf16 homolog. The record is from RefSeq and is a predicted model, not a curated record. NCBI's taxonomy places the organism in Eukaryota, Metazoa, Chordata, Aves, Casuariiformes, Dromaiidae. The transcript has 3 exons. The coding region runs from base 1 to 1185 and encodes 394 amino acids.
AUGUUCCUGGUAGAGUUCGCCAAACCACUUGUGGCACAUGGGAAGUGUCCAGUAUCUGUGCAAAAAACAACGCAGGAUGAUAUUCUGGAAUACGUGGACGGUAUGAAGCACUCCUUACUCCCUGGAGACAAAGUGCUGGCCCCCUGGGAACCAGACAUGGUGAGGUACGGCCCAGGGACUGUCCUCAUGGGCGUUGAGACACGGGAUCCCUUACGAGGAGGCGCUGCAGAGGGAGGGGGGAUAGCUGGUUCCUCUGCUGACGGGAGUAGAAAGUAUGUGUGCGCCACAGGCAGACCAGCUGCUUACGGCCGCGUACCUUUUCUUUCAACAGCCUCAGAAGAUGAAGAGAUUACGGUCCGGUUCUGGAACGGCAAGAAACGGAAACUCCCACUAGGUGUGGCACUGUGGAUCCCUCCCAGCCGGUGGGAGAGGACUGUAGAGAUGAUCCACAUGCCCUUCACCAGCAGACUGAAGCCCAGAGAAAAUCCUGACGCUAACUCUUGUAUUUUUUCCUGCAGUCCUGUAACAGUCCCCAUUCCUCUUUGUACUGUAGAUAGCCUCACUAAGCGUGGCUUGCUCUGCUGGCCACAUUUUCACUGUCACUGUGGUGGUGGUAUAUGCUGCUCAUCAGUACCCACAAGAUGCAUCUGCUGCUGCCAUCCCCAUGCUGAUGCCUGGUGGCCUCUUCCUUCCCGGUCUUUGGUCCUUCCGAGAGAGAAGGAAGAGGCAGAGCCCAGCAGGAAACCCUCUUCAUGCCUUCUAGGCCUGGAAGGUCCCAAACAAGAAGAAGCAGCAGCAGCUGCUGCAUCUUCCCUCUCUUCUGAUCUGGAGCGUGACCUGGAGCCGUUCCCCACUAAGAGCACUAUGAUGGACAGUGCUGUUAACACCGACUCCAGUCUUCUUGAGAAGCCCAGGCUAAAGGAGUCUGCAAGACCAAAGUGGAAAUACUGGAAAAGGAGCCACCACAAGUCCCAUCCCAGUAAUUCAGGAAUCAGCACUCACAGCAGCUCAUACGCAAAGGGCGAGCUGGAAUGCAAAGGCAUCGCUGCUGCGGACAGGUCCGGUGCUACCCCAGCUAAUCAGAGUGCAAUGUUUGAAAUCAUUGAGCAGCCUCCCACAGGGCAACUCACAAUGAAAGAAAUCUUAACCUACCAGGAUUUCAAACCACCAUCGAAGGUAAGGUAA